AUGGUUUCACUGAUAAACAUGUCAAUGCAUUGCUUGUGGUACGAAAUAUUUGGAGCUGGAACAGAAUCUACGACUGCUACGAGUGAAUGGAUGCUUGUAGAACUCCUUAGAAAUCCACAAGCCUUACAAAAACUCCGUGAUGAAAUAUCACAAGUAGUAGGAGGAGGUAAGGGCAUUAUAAAGGAAUCCGAUUUGCCAAGCUUACCAUACUUGGACGCUUGUUUUAAAGAGACACUAAGGUUGCAUCCUCCUGGACCGUUGUUGCUCCCUCACCGUGCAGUGCAAACAUGUGAAGUCAUGGGGUACAGAAUUCCCAGAAACACUCAAGUGCUGGUCAAUAUGUGGGCAAUUGCAAGGGAUUCAAAGAUUUGGGACGAUCCUUCGAGCUUCAAACCUGAAAGAUUUAUCAAUUCAAAAUUCAACAACAAAGGGCAAAAGUUUGAGUAUCUUCCUUUUGGUUCGGGGAGAAGAAUAUGUGCUGGAGAACCCUUGGCAUCAAGGUUUAUUCCGUUAGCUGUCGCUUCAUUGAUCCAUAAGUUCGAUUGGAUUCUGCCAAAUGAAAUGGAUCCGGCUAAGAUUAACAUGGAUGAGGUAUUGGAUGUCACCAUGUUUAAGAAAGAUUCACUUUUUGUUAUUCCUAAAUUGCGGAGUGUGUGA
Molecule: messenger RNA, 657 nt
Organism: Solanum verrucosum
Lineage: Eukaryota; Viridiplantae; Streptophyta; Magnoliopsida; Solanales; Solanaceae
Product: (S)-N-methylcoclaurine 3'-hydroxylase isozyme 1-like
Exons: 2
Coding region: 1-657 (218 amino acids)
Molecular function (GO): oxidoreductase activity, acting on paired donors, with incorporation or reduction of molecular oxygen; iron ion binding; heme binding
Source: RefSeq, a predicted model, not a curated record